This is a messenger RNA of Apis laboriosa (Himalayan honeybee), 6315 nucleotides long. It is a transcript of the gene Tomosyn, whose product is annotated as syntaxin-binding protein 5. Gene Ontology annotation, molecular function: myosin II binding; syntaxin binding; GTPase activator activity. The transcript is spliced from 24 exons. Bases 116 to 4213 code for a protein of 1365 amino acids. Lineage: Eukaryota; Metazoa; Arthropoda; Insecta; Hymenoptera; Apidae. The record is from RefSeq and is a predicted model, not a curated record. Gene Ontology annotation, biological process: regulation of exocytosis; regulation of protein secretion. Gene Ontology annotation, cellular component: plasma membrane; cytoplasm; SNARE complex.
GAUCCUGACACGAUUAAACAACACUGCAUUGCUGUCAACUACGAAAACAAUUCUGAUCACGCAGCACUUGUAAAAACGUGGCGAUAAAUUGUUACGGUGUUAUCUUCGAUUCGUAAUGAAGAAGUUUACAAUUAAAGGCGUGCUUGACGGUUUCCGAUCGUCGGUGCCGCAACCCGUCAAACCUGAUCAAGAAAUCGUCGAAAAUUUACGGCCGGAACAUUUUCAAGUAAAAAAGACAUUCAGACAUGGCUUUCCACAUCAACCGACAGCAGUGGCAUUCGAUCCAAUUCAAAGGCUUCUUGCUAUUGGCACUAAAUCAGGAUCUCUUAGAAUUUUGGGCCGACCAGGUGUAGAUGCGCACGUGAAACACGAAGGAUGUACAGCGGUGAUACAAUUACAAUUUUUAAUCAAUGAGGGAGCAUUGGUUUCCGCCACUGCAGAUGAUACGUUACACCUAUGGAAUUUUCGCCAGAAAAUACCACAGGUUGUGCAGAGUCUAAAGUUCCAAAGAGAAAGAAUAACGUGCAUUCACCUACCAUUACAAAGUAAAUGGCUGUACGUUGGUACGGAACGAGGGAACAUUCAUGUACUCCAUAUCGAAACAUUUGUCCUUUCUGGAUAUGUAAUUAAUUGGAACAAGGCUAUCGAAGUAUCUAGAAAGACCCAUCCUGGUGCUGUAGUACACUUGAGUGAUAAUCCUUUAGAUUUGAGCAAGAUGCUGAUAGGAUAUGAGACGGGACAAAUAGUUUUUUGGGACUUGAAGACGAAAAAUGCAGAUUAUAGAUGCCAAAGCGACGUACCCUUAAGAUCGAUAUCUUGGCACCACGAGGGUAAACAAUUUAUGUGUAGCCAUACCGAUGGCUCCCUGUCGACGUGGACGGUGCGUCAAUUAAAGCCAACGAAUGUAACGCAUCCACACGCGAAAACUACGAAAGAUGGCGAGCCAGAACCUUGUAAACCUAUACAAAAGGUUGAAUGGAAGCUCUCAAGAUCAGGGGAAGCGUACGUUAUAUUUUCCGGUGGUUUAGCGUACGACACAACUGGACGAACUCCAAGUAUAACGGUGAUACAUGGGAAAACUACCACUGUACUAGAAAUGGAGCACAAUGUGAUAGACUUUAUAACACUCUGCGAAAAUCCAUGGACCAGUGAUUAUCAAGAUCCAUACGCCGUUGUGGUUCUGUUACAAAACGACUUGGUUGUGAUAGAUUUAUUGACUCCCGGAUUUCCGUGUUUCGAAAAUCCAUAUCCAAUGGACAUACACGAAUCACCCGUCACGUGUUGCGCGUAUUUCGCGGACUGUCCAUCAGAUUUGGUGCCAGCAUUUUAUUCAGUUGGGUCGAAGUCUCAGAAAAAGACGGGGUUCAGCGAGAAGGAUUGGCCAAUAUCUGGUGGCGAAUGGAGCUCAAGCUCCAGUGGUUACAAUGAAAUUAUUUUGACUGGACACGCUGAUGGCAGUAUAAAAUUUUGGGAUGCGUCAGCAGGCACAUUGCAAGUUCUUUAUAAAUUAAAGACAGCGAAACUUUUUGAAAAAGGUAGAACGCGUAGUUUAGACUCGGAGGAAGAUCCUUUAGCGAUACAGCUCAUCUUCCUUUGUCCCGAAAGUCGGAAAUUAGCUAUUGCGGGAAGUGGAAGACACGUUGUCUUAUUUAAAUUCAAAAAAGUUGAGAGUAUGUCCGAGGUAGUGACUUUGGAGAUAUCACUGACAGCUGAUCCGGUUAAGGAAGUGGAAAGUUCAUCCGAUCACGAUUCCCCGGCUGGUAAUACUUCGGGAAGUAGCGAGUCGAAAAAUAACGAAUCGAACCAAUCGCUCAAAAUUAAGACUGGUUUACAGAAGAGAGCCGCCGGUUUUCAAGCGACCUUAGUUUGCUUAACAGUUACUAUUAGCGGGGAGCAAGCUGAAAAUAUAACGGCUCUCAGUUUGAAUUCUUCGUACGGUUUAAUGGCUUACGGGAACGAGUCUGGUAUAGUAAUAAUAGACAUUGUCCAGAAGAUCUCUUUGAUCGUGUUGAACACUAGCGACAUCGGUGGUAAUGUGGAUCUGUGUCAACGAGUGCUACGCAGUCCGAAACGUCAGGAUGAAUUGAAACGAGAGAACGAAGACAAAGCGAGGAGUCCUAGUACAGAUCAGACUCGUGGGGACACUGGCGCGGAAUCUGAAGGAUUAUUAGGGAUGGUGGCCGACAGGGACGGUCAACAUUCUCAGAAAUGUCCGCCGCCUCGCGGCCACGAAUAUCAAACUGGGAGCAAUAACGAUAAGGGAGAAACCGCGGAGGAAUCUGUGAUUGAGAUCAAUAAAUCUGCGGUUAACGAGGAAGAGUGCGCUAAGAAUCAUCACGGUUGGAAAGGAUUCAAUCUGAAGAGGCAGCUCAGCAAGGUUGAUCUGAAAAUAAAAAGUACUUUCUCGCCGGCUUUGCUCACGUCUCAGAAUGGGGUAGGCAGUGAUACUAGCAGUCAGAAAUCUUGCGUUUUUUACUGUAACGUGAACGAAAACGCGAGUUCGUUGUCUCCAGUUGAGAGUAUCGUGUCGGAAUCAUCAUUGUCGCCUGAGGACUCGUUAUCGGAGCGUGGGGAAAGCCCGACGGGCGAGGAUACGGGGAAGAGGAAGAAUCGGGAGGAGGAAGCGAGGAAGAGGGCGGUGGUGGCGAUCGACGCCGCACAGGCAGAUAGGAACAGAUGGAUCGGGCGGGGGGAGAAAGAGGCUCCCCCCGCGGAGAGGUCGGACGGAGGUGUGGCCAGGCCUGUUAAUUUGACGUUGGCCGAGAGCCAAGAGUCGAGGCCGCCUAUAUUGAAGAAGAUCGUGAAGAUGAGGCAGGCGAAAAGGGAGGGUCGUUUGUUGUCGGUGCCGAAUUUAAAAUUUGCGAAAAAUGAUCCGGCCAUGAUUUGUGACCUAAGAUGCGAGGAAACGAACACGGCCCCCGAAUCUUUCACCUACAAUCUAAUAAGAAGAUUCAGCCGGGUAGACAAAUAUGACAGUUCGUUUCAACGGUCAAGGAGCUCGAGCAUGUCGUCGCUCGAGAAUAUCACCACGGAAACCAUCAGCUGCCUUACAUUCGCAGAUUCCUACACGAAAAAGAGCGAUACCAGCCCUGUGCCAACGCUUUGGAUCGGCACCUCUUUAGGAUCUAUACAAACGGUGAUAUUUAACACGCCAGCUCGUGGAGAACGACACGCGCAUCCAGUCGUUGUUUCUACGUGCAAUGGAUCUACGUUUAAGUUGAAAGGAUGCAUACUGUCGAUGUCAUUCUUGGAUUGUAACGGUGCCCUGAUUCCAUACUCUUACGAGUCUUGGAAGGACGACAGCAUGGACAGCAAAGAGCGCAAUAGAAGUCAAAGUAAAUGUACGAACAGUCGAAUGUCUCCAUCGAUGAAUACGCAAGCAAGUACAGGAGACGGGUUCGAGGAUCGUCAAUUUGUCGUAUUGGCGUCGGAGAAGCAGGCGAGAGUCGUGGCAUUGCCAUCUCAAAAUUGUUUAUACAGGCAACAACUGGCCGAAACUCAUAUCGUGAUCAAAGCAGAGAUUACGACUUUAAAAGAUAACGUGUGUCUCGUUUGUUACGUUUCGAAUGGUCACAUAGCCACGUAUAGUUUGCCAAGUCUGAGGCCACUUAUAGACGUCGAUUUUCUACCGCUUAUAGAUUUGAGUUUUCAGACUACAAAACAUGGCAUUGUAGACCCCAUGUUGUCCAUAUGGGGUAAUCAACUCUUUGUUAAUGGCGAUACCGAUCAAAUUGCAAAAACGCUUUGCUUCAGCAAUAGAGGCCACGGUUUGUACCUCUCCUCGCCUACCGAGAUCCAAAAGUUUUCAGUUUCAAGUCAAUUUUGCGGCGAAUUAACCGAGAUGAUGGGAGACCUGUUCAUCGGUCACGACAUGCCCGAACCGCCCAAAGAGAGUUUCUUCAAAGGGCUGUUCGGCGGUGGAUCGCGAAGUCUCGACAGAGAAGAAUUAUUCGGCGAAUCGAGCGGUCGAGCAUCCCGCACCGUGGCAAAGCACAUACCGGGGCCGAACGCGGGGGCCGAGAAUCUUCGCGAGCGCGUGACGACAGCCACGGGCGAGGUGAACUUGGCCCAUCAAAUGGUGCUGGAACGCGGCGAGAAGCUGUCGCAACUCGAGGAGAGAACGGCGCGGAUGAUGUCGGAAGCCGAGACCUUCUCGCAGUCUGCCCACGGAUUGAUGCUCAAAUACAAGGACAAGAAAUGGUACCAGCUAUGAGGACAUCGAUCGAGUCCACCGAUCGACAUUCGAAUUUCGAAUUGCGUACGAUUAUUAUAUUGUAAUCUAGCGUUCACAUUUCACACCUAUGAGUUCUGUCUGUACUAGGUACGUCGGUUAGAAGAUGGUAUGGAGAAACUCGAAAAUUGGAUGAAUCGCGAACUUUACUACACGCACACACAAGAAACAUGUUACAUAAUGAUAAAGGGCAUGCGAGCGAUGCGAGUACGAGCUUCGAUGUGUGAAUUUGAAUGAAUGCGUGAAUGCGUGCGUGCGUGCGUGUUUCAAAGACGAGAAAAAAAAAAAGAGAGAGAAUGAGAGAGUAAAAAUGGAACACGAGCAAAGGAAACAUAUAUGAGAUACUUUUACAAGCAGGUAUAUAUAUAUAUAUACACACGCACAUCUUUCAACAAAGAAUAUUAAAAAAGAAAAAAAAAAGAAUCGUAUAUACACGUGUAACACAGAUAAGAUUAAAUAUAUAUAUAUAUAUAUAUAUAUAUAUAUAUGCGCGAAAUUUCUCAAAAAUGUGUAAUAACCUCUAAAUAUAUAUAUAUAUAUAUAUAUACUACUUAUACAUAAGGUAUAAAGCGAAGAGACGAACGAUAUGCACGUUAACGUGUGAACCAAACACGGAUAAAAUCGAAGAGAAGCGGGGGUGAUUGCUAUAUUCGAGAUAAAACAAAUUAUUAUAGCGCAUAUAUAGGUUAAAUAAGAUAUAAAGGAAACCAAGUACUAUCUUAGGCAGACAUAGGAUUCAACUACGUGCGAGUCAAUACAUACACAAUUAUGUAACAAUUCGCCUUUUAACCGAUCGCUAUAUAUUCGUUAAUCCAUUCGGACGUCCUGUAACAUCUUGUACAUCCCGUUUCCCAUUGUAAAAAGGGAACGAAUGAAAAACACGUUACGAUUAAUUUGUCGAGGAUGAAGAUGAAAUGAAGUAGCAAAAAAACAAAAAAAAAAAAAAAAAAAACAAAAAAAAAGAAAAAGAAAAAAAGAUCGAAAUUGGCAGCGACGUUGUUCCGAAUGUAUUGACAAUAAAGGUAAAUUAAAUUAAUUAAUCGAGAUAAUAGCGUUAUUGAGUAAAAGUUGAAUGCAGUGUAAUAUAUGAUUUACCUACGAUGUAUCGGAUCUUCGGGAUUAUAUUAGUAUUAUCGAUCGAGAUAAACCUGUCGCAUCGUUGAUAAACUAUAUAUUAGUUGUUAUUAAUCGUAGUUAUCGCUAGAUACGCUAUGUACAUAAAGGAAAACAAAUGCAGUAGAGGAAAUAUUAUACGUUAAAACAAAGAGCUGUUUGUAUAAUAACAAGUGUUGUAAGUUACGCUAGUUCAGCGUCGAUGAUGAAUUCAACUGAAUUUAUGGUACGAUGAGAAGGGAAGAAGAGCUACUGUAAUUUUAAAAAAUUAUACGUAGAUUAGAUUAUUUUAAAGACAAUAUAUAUUAUACAUAUACAUACGUAUGCGCCGUAUAUAGUAUGUAUCGCGUAAGUUCAUUUGAAUUUAUCGAGAUUCUGAAUCGUCGUACUGCUUCCAUAGCAAUAAUUGUAUAGUUGAUGUUAAUGGUACUAAUCACCCAUAUAAAAAAAAAAAACUUAUAUAACGUGUCCUGCAGAGAAUUAAUUAGAUCGCAAUUUCUUCGAGUUGAGUCAAACAAACUACUUGAUAUAAUUUCCCUCGGACAAUAUACGUAAGUAGAGGUUAGUUGGUGAAACAACCAUAAAUACCUUUUGUCACGAGAUGUAUUUACUAUCGAGUAUUAAUAUUACCAUUGUGGUCCACGGCAAGAAACAGGGUGGACUUGCUCGAAUAUCGUUGUAAUAUCCAUAUGGAAAGUUUUUCGAAUUUUGGGAUUGUGAUAUACAUUACAUAUAUACGUAUAUAUACGUAUAUGUAUAUAUAUAUAUAUUAUACACACACACAAGUAUAACAAACACAAGAGAACCGAGAAUUAAUUCUACUUUGAUUCGUUUAACUUUAUUAAACCAGUAUCUUUUCUCGCGACAGCUUUUAUCGUCUUGAUAGUCUCGAUAGUCUUCGAAAUCCAGCAGCUCGAUACGCCACAGAUUUUCUGAGAUAUAAAAUAAAAUCCCCCUCCCCCAAAAAAAAA